CGCCACCUUUCCAUCCAUCUCAGCAUCCUCCACCCGUUCCUUCACCAUGUCUCUUACUUACGGAACCGGCGGCGCCACAGCUGCGCUUGGCGUGGUUGGGCUUUACAUGCUCUUCCAGAACGAGGGUGAAGCCUUCAAUGUCGGACAAUUUCUCGAAACCGUCUCGCCGUACACAUUCGCCAGUUUGGGCAUCGCGCUAUGCAUCGGUCUCUCCGUUGUAGGCUCAGCAUGGGGAAUCUGGACUACCGGUGUCUCGAUCGUCGGUGGUGGUGUCAAGGCACCCCGGAUAAGAACGAAGAACUUGAUCUCCAUCAUUUUCUGCGAAGUCGUCGCCAUCUACGGCGUCAUCAUGGCCAUCAUCUUCUCUUCCAAGAUGAACCAGAUCGAUGACAUUGAACAAAUCUUCAGCCCAUCAAACAUCUUCACCGGAUACGCACUGUUCUGGGCUGGCUUGACCGUUGGCAUGUGCAACUUGAUCUGCGGUGUCUGUGUCGGCAUCAACGGAAGUAGUGCUGCCCUAGCAGAUGCUGCUGACCCCUCCCUGUUCGUGAAGAUUCUCACCAUUGAGAUCUUCGCUGCUAUUCUUGGACUAUUCGGUCUCAUUAUUGGACUGCUCAUGCAAAGCAACGCGCACGAUUUUGAGUGAAGAAACUGGUGGGAAAUCCUGCGGGUCAUUUGACACGAGGUCGUAGUUCGUCGAGAGUAAUGAGGUUCAAGACAGCAUCGCAACAUCAAAGCGGGAGCCUAGCGCGAGCGCUCUUGUCGGGGUUGGAAAGAAUUUAUCAAACAGAGGUCCGGGGAGAUUGUACGAUGUACACAUAGGUUGCUUGUAUAAUGCAUGUAUCAUGAGCGAGCAUAGGCGUUCAAUACCUUUUGGCGUUAGACUAUAUAGGAAUUCAUUGGCUUUGAAAGCUG
This is a messenger RNA of Parastagonospora nodorum SN15, 915 nucleotides long. RefSeq lists its product as hypothetical. Gene Ontology annotation, molecular function: proton-transporting ATPase activity, rotational mechanism. Gene Ontology annotation, cellular component: proton-transporting V-type ATPase, V0 domain. Lineage: Eukaryota; Fungi; Ascomycota; Dothideomycetes; Pleosporales; Phaeosphaeriaceae. The coding region runs from base 47 to 646 and encodes 199 amino acids. The transcript has 5 exons. Gene Ontology annotation, biological process: proton transmembrane transport. The record is from RefSeq and is a predicted model, not a curated record.